AUGUUCUUUCCUAGUCCGUGGCUCAGAGUUCCACAAGAUCCCGACGGCGAAGUAGAAUUAGACGAAUGGUCUAGCUUUUUGCAUAGUCUUCAGGUUAAAAGACCUCAGGCUCCACAAUGGCUAGAUUCAAGACUACCAGAUUGGCUCCGAUUGCCAUCUAAAAAGCAUCUCCUAUUCUUUUUUAUCCCAUUAGCCACUUACGGUAUUGGUUGGUGGCACGGCGGGAAGUCCCAGCUUCCCGGGGUACAGGAUCAACAAGGCGACUAUUAUUUCCACCCACCGAUACCGAUGAGCGAACUGGCAAAUCCUCCUAUUCCAUACUCCUACAACAUAGCACCUAAUGCAAAAAAUUAUUCGGCACCGGUAAAAAUGCCAGUCACGCCGCUUUUCAUCCCGUUUACCAAAAAUCACAAGAUGUUAGAGCAAACGGUGCUGUCAUACAUCGCUGUUGGUUGGCCGCGUUCCGAUAUUGUGGUAAUCGACAACACUGGUACGAUGGAUGCUAAUGCGAAGGGCUUCCUCUCUCCAAACAAUUUAUUCUACUUAAACUAUGAUCUCUUAAGAAAAAGAUACGGAGUGUCGAUUCUUCGAACCCCAACGCUGUUGAAUUUUUCGCAGUUACAGAAUUUCAUGAUAUCAGCAGCAAUGAGUAGAGGAUGGGCGUACUUUUUCUGGAGCCACCAAGAUGUGAUUGUGGUGAGCCGUGAGGGAAAUGAUCCUUUUAAAGGAUUCUACGAUAACAUUUUAGAAAGCUUAACACGGCUGAAAGCGACGAUGGGACCAGAGGCCGGAGAAGACAGAUGGGUGAUUGCGUUCUAUAGUUAUGACUGGCUAACUGUAGUUAAUGUUAGUCCCCUGGCUCUUGUCGGACAGUGGGAUGUCUUUAUCCCAUACUAUGCCACGGAUUGCGAUUGGUAUCACAGAGCCCACAUGGCCGGAUUAAAACUGCUUGUAGAGGAUGUGGGAUUGAUAUUUGACAUGAGCGCAAGCCUUGUUGAGCCGGAGAAGCUGCUAUUUGGGGAUGGAGGAGACGGAAUUCAACCUAAUUCGACGAAAUUUCAAGAGUUGAUUGUGGCAUUGGAAGCUAAGGGAAGAGUGGGGACCGGCCCUGACCCGCCUGACUAUCCAGACAGAUUUUUUUGGCAGACUGAAAUAAUGGGUGGAUGGGGCGAGCCGUGGACGUAUAACCCUGAUGGCCUUACGCGUGCUUAUAAAGCAAUGGGCAGUGCCGGGAGGAUCAUUUUCUCAGCGAAAUGGGGUCUUCCAGAAGCAAGCUGCGAACUUUUCAGGGAGAAGAUAAAGGCCCAGAGAGAGGCAUGGUCAUUCCCGUAG
This is a messenger RNA of Orbilia oligospora ATCC 24927, 1332 nucleotides long. RefSeq lists its product as uncharacterized. The transcript has a single exon. Bases 1 to 1332 code for a protein of 443 amino acids. The record is from RefSeq and is a predicted model, not a curated record. NCBI's taxonomy places the organism in Eukaryota, Fungi, Ascomycota, Orbiliomycetes, Orbiliales, Orbiliaceae.